GCUGCCGGAGUGUUCAGUGUACCGCUCCAAUCGGGUUCGAAUCGAAAACGCUCGUACGCAAGUGUGGAUCGCAUUUUGAACUUUCCGCUUCUGUUUUAAGUGACUUGGGAAGUGCGGUUUCAUUCAUUUUCCGCGAGGAUCUCGAGAUAAUGAAUAAACACAGCCAUACGCCAUAUGUAUCAUGAGGUCAACUUGAAGAGUGGGCUACUAGAACAUGUCACAUACUGAGUCAUUCAUAAAAUUAGACUGCCAACUGUAAAUCUCAAGACACCUAAGAUAAAAACGCUGGGUGUAAAUGAAUGUCUGGCUAUCGCCUUCUCGUGCCUUCUUUCGAAACAUACCUAGUGUACCAUCAGCAUGGCUGGAGGGCGGACCCCGUAUUGGUGACUUGAAAAAAUGAACUGUAGUGAUCACUAUCAAGAUCUGUUACUGUAUCUGGAACAGACCGAGAAUGAGAUAACCCAGGCAUUCGAGAGGGGCGCUCAGAGAUAUCCCCCCGAGCCCCCUAAGAGGUGCAGGCAGCCGAAGAACAACGCCUCUGAAAAAACAGACAUCGAGGACAUCGACCUCGAAAUCCUCAUCCAACUAAACGAAACAAUCAAGUCGGAUAUAUCGGAAUUGCUGGCUAAAAAUGAACUUAAUGACAGCAACGUUACCAGCUAUCAGUACUACAAUAAUAACAUUGACAGCAAUAUCAAUGGUUUUCCUUACAUAAAUGGCAAUAAGCUGUACGAAGAUGGACACUUCGACGAUAAGCAUCUCUUUGAGUCUGACUUAUUGUCGGACACAAUAGGCUCGGACUCGUUGCUUGGGAAUUCUAUAACCCUAAGCGAACAUAACGCAAUAAAUGCGGCCACGCAAACAUCACCAUCCCUUUCCCCAAGUUCCACAAACCUAACGUGGAACUCAGAAUGCUCGUCAUCUCCCUGUCUAACGUCCACGUCAGACAGCGACCUCCUAGACGAAGAUGCCCAGUCGACGUCUUCCACAGACGGCAGAGACCACCUACUGAUCACCGCCUGGACCCCGAAACAAAGAUGGCAGCAAGUUUUGGGCACGAAAUCAUCAUCGGCACCUAUUCUGAAAAGAGGUGCCAACAAAGUGAACAAGCAGUCUCGUUCGCAGUCCGACAGACACCUGGCCGAAAUCGAGGCUGCCGAGGCUUGCAAGUGGUUACGCGCGACAGGAUUUCCGCAAUAUGCCCAGCUGUACGAAGAUAUGCAAUUCCCCAUCGACGUAUCGACGGCCGCUCAAGAUCACCCGCUUUUAGAACCCGACGUGCUUCAUUCCCUUUAUCGCCGCCUGCAGAUCCUAAAUAGCUGCGCCCAUCUCCACCAACAAAGGGUGACACACACGGAUGAGUCUGAAGAUGAGUAUUGCGCGCUGUCCGACAAUUGGACAUAUCAAACGGACAUCAGAAGGUGGUCCAGAACAUGUAACAAGAUGCCUUCCCAAAAUCUCGAAGAUACCUCCAAGCGGUUGGAGAGCGUCGAUCAGGACGACGUUUUCGAAAAAUGCACGGACAGUCCUAAGGAGAGGCUGCGUAGAGCUGGUAGCACCAAGUUCCGGCGACGCAGGGAAGGUGUACUGUUUAGUGAUAGGGACAAUGUGCUAGAUUCGCUUACGCGACAGUUAAGUGACUUAAAAUCCUGUGAUGUUAACCACGUGUCGGAUUCGGAGAUCACCCCAAAACACACCAGGAGGGCCAGGACUAAAUCAUUCGACAAAACUGAUACGUGGUCGCAUCCCCACACCACCACCGAUCGGGUAAUAUGGCAUAAAUUACCGGAAAAAGAAAUAGAAGCGCCAGAAAGGGACAUACCACCAGAUACCACCGGACCGUUGUUGUCCCAUCUGUCAUCCACGCAAUUACAAGUACUUAAGAAGUUAGCUUUACUUAAGUUAACAGCACACAUGGAAAAGUACUGUCCCUCGCAUAGAACCGGAUGGAAUUGGGACUUGCCAAAAUUCAUCCGAAAAAUUAAAUCCCCGGUCUACAAAGAUAAGAACGUGUUUGGCGUACCCCUUACGAUAACGUUUCAAAGAACAGGGCAAGUCCUACCUAGGAAUAUCGAGGAGGCCAUGAGAUGGCUUCAGCAAAAUGCGGCAGAUCAAGUAGGCAUUUUUCGAAAACCGGGCGUUAAAUCAAGGAUACAGGCGUUGCGGAACAUGGUAGAGUCGAACGUAGGUGUCGAUUACACAGACCAACAAUGUUAUGACGUAGCCGAUAUGGUGAAACAAUAUUUCCGAGAAUUGCCUGAAACCCUGCUCACCAACAAACUGUCGGAAACUUUCAUACUCAUUUUCCAAUAUGUCCCCCCUUACCUACGUCGGGAGUCCGUUCUGUGUGCUCUUUUAUUAAUGCCAGAUGAGCACAUCGAAGUGUUGCAAGUUUUACUGCAUUUUUUACUGGCCAUCUCCAAGCAUUCGCAAGUUAAUCAGAUGAAUGAGAGCAACUUGGCCAUGUGUUUUGCACCAUCUUUAUUCCAUUACUCUCAAGCAUAUAAGCAGAAUCUCGGAUCUCCUCAUCCAAAAGAAUUGGCUGAAAACAAGGCUGGACAUGAAUGCCUGCUCUACUUUAUGAAGAACUUCAACAGUCUGUUCAGGAUUCCCCAAGAGUUCCUCAACCAAUGUAAGUCAAGCGAAAUAAAGGACACCAAAGCCAAACUACUGACAGAUCUGGGCAAAGAACUAGGAGGUUGGAAAGACUACUUAAACGAAUGCCAAACAAACCUCUUAAAGGAAGCGAGAGAAAAAUGCCGUGGGUGGAUCCCAGUAUCUUCUCACAAUCAAAAAGUCGAAAUAUUUUACAAGAAAGUAGCUGAUGGGUUACCACUUCGUCUAUGGAAAGUUUCAGCUGAAGUAGAAGCACCACCCUCAGAAGUGUUGCAUCGACUUUUAAGGGAAAGGCAUAUAUGGGACCCCGAUUUACAUUGUGCAAAAAUAGUGUCUCAAUUAGAGAAAAAAGCCGAGAUUUUCCAGUAUGUAAGAAAACGCAUAAUUCCGUUACCAAAUGAAGAAUAUUGCAUAGUGCGUACUUGGAAAACCGACCUUCCCAAAGAUGCCUGUUUAAUAGUGGAAACAUCUGUGGAAUACCCAGAUAUAGUACCGGUUCCAAAUACGGCAAGGGGGGUCAUUUUGGCGUCUAGAUACUUAAUAGAGCCCUGUGGAUCUGGAAAAUCGAGAUUGCUUCACCUAUCUAGAGUCGAUACAAUGGGACGGACUCCAGAAUGGUAUCAGAAAAAUUAUGGACACCUUUGUGCUCUUUUUCUUGGGAAUAUACAAAACUCAUUUUACCAAAACACAGUAGGCCCAGAGAGUAAAGUAUAAAUACCAAAGAUGUACAUAUUUUUUAAUUAUUGUUAUCUAUUUUAUAUAAUCGAAUUAUAGAAAAAAUAUAUUUUUAUAAUAAAAUCGUUAAUAUAAAAAUAAUUUAACUGUAAUCCAGUUCAUGAAUCAAUUUAAAAUUGUUGGUAUGAUAUAUUCGACUAAAAUUCAGUUGCUUUUCCAGUAUAAACUUACAAUUAAUAGCCAUAAACCAUUUACUAAUGACAUAAAUAAAUUUAACAAUGCAUACAAAAUUACUGUUAUAUUGAAUAUAAUGAAGGACAAUAUCAAAAUUUGGAAUUAAUUUAUGUAUACAGUGUGUUGCGAUAUUCAUUUUUAAUGGUUUUAUAUAAAAUCACCCAUACAAAUCAAGUAGUAACUUGCCUUAAACAUGCCUUAUUUAUACACACUGUAUAUCUGUAAAAAGAUUCAGUGAAAUAUUUAAAAAUCACUGUAUAGGUGCAACUACUUGUCACAUGUUAUGCUAGUCAAAAUAUAUAUAUUUUUUAGUUUAAUAAAUAUAUACAUAUAUUUAGAAUUAAAACUUUUAUACUAGUGUAAUAUUGGAUUCUAUUAAACUAACCAAUCACUAAAUACAGGCCAGUAUUGUCACUCUAUUAUUGUACAUUAAUUUCUCGAUUAUAAAAUAUUCUAUAAAAUUGUUGUUCACAUAAAUAAUUUAUAUAUUUUAAAUUAAAAUUGCUAUGCCUAA
Anoplophora glabripennis (Asian longhorned beetle) is the source of this 4039-nucleotide messenger RNA. Its product is annotated as rho GTPase-activating protein 7. Gene Ontology annotation, molecular function: lipid binding; GTPase activator activity. NCBI's taxonomy places the organism in Eukaryota, Metazoa, Arthropoda, Insecta, Coleoptera, Cerambycidae. The transcript is spliced from 15 exons. Bases 397 to 3330 code for a protein of 977 amino acids. Gene Ontology annotation, biological process: actin cytoskeleton organization; signal transduction; regulation of Rho protein signal transduction. The record is from RefSeq and is a predicted model, not a curated record.